Molecule: messenger RNA, 1188 nt
Organism: Drosophila elegans
Lineage: Eukaryota; Metazoa; Arthropoda; Insecta; Diptera; Drosophilidae
Exons: 3
Coding region: 1-1188 (395 amino acids)
Molecular function (GO): protein binding
Source: RefSeq, a predicted model, not a curated record
AUGCAGUCGCGGCAAGUCACCAUAAUGGAAUCAGUAAUCCUUAUCCUUUUAUCGAUCCUGGGAGUCUUUGGCGGCGGAGUGACGUCCAAAACGACCUCACCCAUUGCCAACUGGCACCUGAGCGAUCCGCAUUACACGAGAGAUCAGUACGCCAAAAUCCUUGGCGAGGCAGGAGUGGGACAGGAUCCCGAUGAGAAGGGCCACAAGGGCCUGGGUCCCAUGCAGAUCCAGUAUGUCGACUACCAGCCAAAUUGCCAGCCCGGCGGAGUGCCGGUUUGUGCCACAAAUGGCACGGAUAACUUCUACUUUGAAAACGAUUGCCGCUUGGAGGCGGCCAACAUGAAGCUACUUUUCCAGUAUGGCACAGAACUGGAGCCCACGGAGAUGGAGCGAUGCCUGCCCACCUGCCAGACGAUGAAGUGCACCCAUGUGGGGCGACCAGUUUGCGCGCUGGCCGAGAUCGGAGGAGCCCUUCCCCAAACCUUCGCCAACGAGUGCGAGAUGCGACGACGCGAGUGCCACACAAAACAUGUCCUGCGGAUUCUGCACCUGGGUCCUUGCCAAACGCCCAAAAAAAGUGACCGUAAGAAGAAUCGGCGCCGCAACAAAACUAAACGCAUGGCAACAAAAGCCUCCGUUGCAAAGUUUUCUAAUGAACAAAAAAAGAUGUACCUUAUGCUGGCCACUCCAGAUCCGUGGAUCACCAGCACCACCAAUCCGAGGACCACCACACCAACCGACACGGGAAUCACCACAACUGAAUGGGCUAGGCCCACCAAACUAACGAGUAAAAGUCCCGCGCCCAUGCAAUUUCAGCAACUGAUGAAUCUGACCAAUCCCAUGGUCUCCGUUUCUCGUGCAGUGGAUGCCUAUAAUGUGUACAAUAUUCCAGAUGUGGGUCACGAUUAUGCCGAGAUCAUCGACUCCUCGCUCUCGAUGUUUCUGCCAGAAGUGGGUCGUGUCACGGAAUCGUAUUCCCGCCGAAGUAGCACCACCACAUCCACCACAGCAAAGCCAGUUUUGUUAACCACCAAAGCAACCAGGAUAAGUCAUUUAUCCACCAGCACCUUUAAAUCGAAUCUAAAGGCCAGCACCACUGAGAUUAGUGACGCAUCCACCACUGACGAUCCGCCUGCGAUGACACACGCGAUCAGCACCACUCAAGAUUCUACGAAAAAUCCACGAUAA